Messenger RNA from Vitis riparia (riverbank grape), 799 nucleotides. Its product is annotated as cytochrome P450 CYP72A219-like. Gene Ontology annotation, molecular function: monooxygenase activity; oxidoreductase activity, acting on paired donors, with incorporation or reduction of molecular oxygen; iron ion binding. The coding region runs from base 175 to 750 and encodes 191 amino acids. The transcript has 3 exons. The record is from RefSeq and is a predicted model, not a curated record. Lineage: Eukaryota; Viridiplantae; Streptophyta; Magnoliopsida; Vitales; Vitaceae.
ACAAUUUAAAAUACGAGACAUGCUUCUCCCUAUAGGCAUUAAAGAAAUCUUCUAUGUUUGCCGACACCAGGGAAUGGGAUAGGGGCACUUUAUAUACACCGGCAGCAUAAGGUCACUCUCUCAAUCUGAAGUGAUUUAACAUACCUCUCCUUUUAGAAGUCCCUCAAACCGGAAAUGGAGCUCAGCUCAGUUGCAAUUUCUUUUGGGUUCCUUACUGUGCUCAUAAGCUGUUUAUGGAGGCUACUGAAUUGGGUGUGGCUGAGACCGAAGAGGUUAGAGAGAUGCCUUAGAGAGCAAGGCCUGGCUGGGAAUUCGUAUAGGCUAUUACAAGGGGACUCCAAAGAGAUGUCCAGGAUGAUGAAGGAAGCAUAUUCAAGACCCAUCAGCCUCUCCGAUGAUAUCGUUCAGCGUGUUCUGCCCUUCCAUUGUCAUUUCAUUAAGAAAUAUGGUAAAAAUUUCUUUACAUGGGUGGGUCCAAGUCUAAGGGUAAACAUUAUGGAGCCUGAGCUAAUGAGGGAUGUUUUGUUGAAGUCCAAUAUCUUUCAAAAGACACCCUCACACCCGUUGGUCAAGUUGCUGGUUUCUGGUCUAGUGGCCUUGGAAGGUGAACAAUGGGCCAAACGUAGAAAGAUCAUCAACCCAGCUUUCCAUCCAGAAAAGCUGAAGAAUAUGUUACCGGCAUUUCAUUUGAGUUGUAGCGACAUGGUGAACAAAUGGAAGAAGCUUUUGGUGGAGGGAUCAUGUGUGUAACGACCCGCUCCCAACCGUAUAGAUAUUGUCCGCUUUAGACCUAAAGGGG